Molecule: messenger RNA, 728 nt
Organism: Phragmites australis (common reed)
Lineage: Eukaryota; Viridiplantae; Streptophyta; Magnoliopsida; Poales; Poaceae
Exons: 1
Coding region: 192-479 (95 amino acids)
Source: RefSeq, a predicted model, not a curated record
GGUCAAGAAAAAACAACUUGCAAGAAGCACAUGUUUCACACUCAAUCCAAACGGCUCUAUAUAAAGAAAGCAAGCGAGCAAGAGGAGACUCCCGCCAACACACAAACGUGAUAUCCCGUCAUCGCACAGGUCAUACGCGCAGACACAGGUCUCUCCCUUGCCAACAACCUCUCCGCUCGCCGCCGGUGGCCAUGGAGGCGGGCUUCCUCUCGCUCUCGCCGGAGCUGCGCGACACGCUCGUCAAGGUCGCCGUGUUCGUGCUCGUCCAGGGGCUGGUCUACCUGAUCCUCCGCGACUCGUCCAACGUCUUCUCCAGGGACAGCAGGCUGAGGUCUCUGAGCUUCCGGUCGAUGCGAUCCAUGAGCGUGAGGCGCGUGCUGGCGCCGCUCUCCGACGUCCCCGUCGGCACCGACGAGCCCGCGACUUCCCCGUCGCUGUCCUCGGCGGCGUCGCGGCGCAGGGCUACCCGUGAGGAUUGAAGUCAAGUGCCGGAAGCGGUUGCUUCCGGCCAGCUAGCUAGGUAGUUUGGAAAUUCUAAAUUGCCAUGGGUUUGUUAUGGUUGAUGGAAAUGGUAUUUGAGUUCUGAAGUAAGUAGAGUAGUUGGAAUCUUGUAGAUAUAUUGAGUGACUUGAAUUGAAUUGAAUUGGAAGACUGAAUUAUUUGGUUCUUCACAACAUGUUUGCACUUUCUUCUUGUGAAUAUACUAGUUGUUGGCUUUUGCGUUUUAA